Messenger RNA from Drosophila persimilis, 783 nucleotides. RefSeq lists its product as uncharacterized. Lineage: Eukaryota; Metazoa; Arthropoda; Insecta; Diptera; Drosophilidae. The transcript is spliced from 3 exons. The record is from RefSeq and is a predicted model, not a curated record. Bases 151 to 690 code for a protein of 179 amino acids.
ACAUUUGUGUUUUGUAUUUUUCUCUUUAGAUAAUAGUAAUAGUAAUAAUGCUGUGGAUAGUGUCGGCGUGCUGUUUCAUUGGUUUCAUCUUCCUGAUCCUGUACUUGAUUUGCCUCGGGAUUGUGAUAUUUAUGUCCAUUUUCUACGGCUAUGAGAUUUCAAAUUGAUGUUGUCCAGAGAUCCAGAAGUGCCUCAUAUACAGAAACUGAUCGAGUUCGAGGCCUCAGUCUACAAGCCAUGCAAAUUGGAUCUUCUGAAGAAACUUCGCUAUCGGACAGUGCGCGAAAUGCGCAUAAUGCUAAACGGGGAAGCUCCUUCGCUGUCAUGGCCCUCCUCAGAGGCGCUCGGAUGGAAAAGAUGCCUCCCUGCCCUAGAAUCCUCAAAUCCUUGGAUCCCAAUACGUUCGAUGGCGAUGGCUUCCUCGAAGUCCGACGAUCGGCAAUGCGUAAUUUUAAGAACUAUUUUGAUCUUGUGGCUUCUAGGGCUGGCAUUCCCUUUAAACCGGUAAUUCUUGAUCGACCAAAGUACAGGCUGGAAGAAAGGAUGCGCAGUAGGAAUCCGGCAUCGAAGCGGGUGGUAAUCUACACUUUUAUACGCCGAGCUCUAGGUGUUCCACACUUCAUCGUUCCAUCAUUGGUAUUUACAAUUUAUGAGCGAGGCGACCGCGCAAAAGCAAUCUGUUGCGCAUAGGCCGGUGCCCGAGAGCCAUCGCAGUGCUUUCACGGAAAUACAGUAAUUCUUCUUACGCACACAGUUAUUUUCGAUCCAGUGAUCCAGUUAUUC